Molecule: messenger RNA, 1107 nt
Organism: Penaeus monodon (black tiger shrimp)
Lineage: Eukaryota; Metazoa; Arthropoda; Malacostraca; Decapoda; Penaeidae
Product: vascular endothelial growth factor A-like
Exons: 9
Coding region: 98-979 (293 amino acids)
Biological process (GO): positive regulation of protein autophosphorylation; positive regulation of cell population proliferation
Cellular component (GO): membrane
Molecular function (GO): growth factor receptor binding; growth factor activity
Source: RefSeq, a predicted model, not a curated record
UACUGAUUAAAUGUGUUUGAAUUAGAGUGAAACGUAAAAUAAAAGUUAGCUGAACUUUGACGUUUGCACUGAAAAACUGUUUGUGUUAAACAUAAAUAUGAUCAGAUGGCGCUUAAUCGUGGUGUCCUGCUUCCUGCUUGGCGAUCCUUCGACGCAGUCCAGUCCCACUAACGUCGGCGAUGACUCCAGACUCCUUCCCGUUUCAGUGUCACAAGAGUGGCCUUUGGAAACGAUGCUGAAGGUAACCGCGAAGAAAGAACUGCGGGAAUUCGUCAUGAAUUUCCUUCUGGAUGAGAGGAUGUGCUCCUCCAAGGCGCUCUUCGAGGUGGUCGUCGGAGAGGAUAGCACAGACCUAGCUGGAUAUCAGUGGUGGAGCAGACAGUGUGGCUCCAAGAAAGACUUCGCGCUCCUCGGGUUCCCAGACUUCACUGACAUCACGUGGGCCAGGGAGCGGCGCGAUGCCAAUAAGGGAGGCGCCAAGCGAUACUAUGGAUUGUCCUCAAAAGAAUGGAGGAAACUUGAAAAACUUAUCAAGAAAAUGUGCUGCAAAGCCGUGAAGACGAUGGUGGAACUGCCGACGGAGGGCGACUCGAGAGUGCAGUUGAAGCCCUCCUGCGUCGCCGUCAGGAGGUGCUCAGGCUGCUGUGAUUCCCGGCUGUUCGAGUGCCGCCCGACCGAGAUCUCUGUGAAGACGUUUAAGGUCAUUGCUUUGGGGGGUUCGGAAAACGCGAGAAAAGUUCGAGUCGACGAACACAAAGCCUGCGAGUGUUCGUGCAGAGAGAGAGAAGAACACUGCAACAAAACCAUCCACUUCUACGACGCGGGGGCGUGUAGCUGCAAGUGCCGCUCCGAGAUGACGAACUGCUCGAACGGCAAGGUAUGGGACGAGAAACAGUGCGCGUGCGCGUGCAAGAAGGAGAGAACGUGUCGGGAGGGCAGGAGCUUCGACUCGAACUCUUGCAGGUGUCUGCGAACUUGACUUGGAACCAAACCGAUCUGCCCGGACUCUGCCGCUGGAGGAGUCGGCGAACAGAAAGACGAGUUCGUGUUAAGUUUGACUGCAACUUAGAAGGUGUAUUAGAGAGCACUGUAAAUAUGUUAUUGUCA